Sphaeramia orbicularis (orbiculate cardinalfish) is the source of this 1562-nucleotide messenger RNA. RefSeq names its product EARP complex and GARP complex interacting protein 1 (gene eipr1). Bases 115 to 1278 code for a protein of 387 amino acids. The record is from RefSeq and is a predicted model, not a curated record. NCBI's taxonomy places the organism in Eukaryota, Metazoa, Chordata, Actinopteri, Kurtiformes, Apogonidae. Gene Ontology annotation, molecular function: protein binding. The transcript is spliced from 9 exons. Gene Ontology annotation, biological process: protein ubiquitination.
AGUGCGAUGUGUACAAUCUGUGUUGUAUUUUCCGAAAGCUAGAGGUAAUAUAUGUUUGGUUUGGCUUAUCAAGUACCGCUUUAAAAAGGACUAAAAAUUCACAACAGACUGAAAAUGGAGGAUGACGCUCCUGUCAUUUAUGGUCUCGAAUUUCAGGCUCGAGCACUCACUGCCCAAACAGCUGAAACUGAUGCCAUUCGUUUCCUUGUUGGCACACAGUCGCUGAAAUUCGACAACCAGAUCCACAUCAUUGACUUUGAUGAUGAGAAUAACAUCAUUAAUAAGAAUGUCCUUCUGCACCAAGCUGGGGAGAUAUGGCACAUUGGCGCCAGUCCUGCAGAUAAGGCUGUGCUUACCACCUGCUAUAACAAAACCAGCGACAGCAGGGUGGUAUCCUGUGCAGCCGUGUGGCGAAUGCCCUCCGACUGGGACACCGGAAACCACGAGUCACCUGACGACUCCGCCCACAACCCCCAAACCCUGGAGCUGCUGUGUCACCUUGACGACAGUGCCCACGGCAACGCCGCUUGCGUCCUGUGGGAGCCCAUGGGGGACGGCAAGCGUGUGAUUUCAUUGGCUGAUAACCACGCACUACUCUGGGACCUGCAGGAGAGCUCCACACAGGCCACGGUCUCCAGCACUGCCACCCUGGAGGGCAAAGGUCAGCUUAAGUUCACCUCUGGAAAGUGGAGCCCUCACCACAACUGCAGCCAACUCGCCACAGCAAACGACACGGCCAUAAGAGGCUGGGACCUGCGCACCAUGAGUCAGAUAUACUGUAUAGAGAAUGCCCAUGGCCAGCUGGUCCGUGACCUGGACUUCAAUCCGAACCGCCAAUACUACCUCGCCAGCUGUGGAGACGACUGCAAGGUCAAGUUCUGGGAUGUCCGCAACGUCCAGGAGCCUGUCAAGACCCUGGAGGAGCACUCUCACUGGGUGUGGAGUGUCCGCUACAACCACAGCCAUGACCAGCUGGUGUUGACAGCCAGCAGCGACAGCCGCCUCAUCCUCUCCAACAUGGUGUCCAUCUCCUCAGAGCCGUUUGGACACUUGGUUGACGACGACGAGCUCAGUGAAGGGGAGGACAACCACCAGGAUGACAAGAGUAAGGAGCCUCUAAAGGACAGUGUGGUGUCCACAUAUGAAGAACAUGAAGACAGUGUGUAUGCGGCGGAGUGGUCAUCGGCCGAUCCAUGGCUGUUUGCGUCACUAAGCUACGAUGGACGCCUCGUCAUCAACAGGGUUCCCAGAGCCCUCAAAUACCGCAUCCUGCUCUGAGAGAGAGACAGGUGACCUCACUGAGUGUGUGUGUGUGUGUGUCUGUGUGUGUUCGACAUUCCACUAUGACAUGCUACAGUGUGCUGCACACACACUGGAAAUUGCAUGUGAAAGCGGCAAUAGACAAGACUGUGUGUGUGUGUGUGUGUGUGAGUGUGCAUGUGUGUGCGUGUGAGUAUGAGUGUGAUGUAAAUAUACUGUAAUACACAUUAUGUCCUAUUGUCCACUGUAAACAAUCUGAUCUGUGCUGUUAUUAAAAUUAAAGUCAAAAAAUGCAUAGGUAA